Molecule: messenger RNA, 4038 nt
Organism: Cyphomyrmex costatus
Lineage: Eukaryota; Metazoa; Arthropoda; Insecta; Hymenoptera; Formicidae
Product: LIM domain-binding protein 2
Exons: 10
Coding region: 24-2573 (849 amino acids)
Source: RefSeq, a predicted model, not a curated record
UAAAGAGCGUGGAGGGGGGAGUGAUGCCGGCGGUGAGCGUGGCACAGCGCCCUCCAGGUGGAAUCCCACUCCACGCCGGCGUGCCGGUAGCGCCCAACAGCGUAACCGCCCCCGGUCCGUCGGGCCGGUGCCUCGGGGGCCCGGCAGCGCCCCCCGCCGGCUCGCCACCGCUGCCGCCGUCCUUGCAAUCCCUUGGCGGCGGCGUCGUCACUAACAGCAACAUCAACCCCAAUAGCAUCAACCACAUCGGCAGCAAUAACAACAACGCGCUUGGUGGCGGCAACCCCGUCAACAACAAUCACCAUCUCGGCAACAACGCCUUAGGUAUCAACACGGCGAGCGGCGCCACGAAUCCUCUCCAGGCGAUGGCGUCGGCGGCGGCAUCGCUCACGCAGCUCAACAAUAUGGCGAACGGCCCGUUGCCUCCACUCGCGGGCACAGGCCCGGCCGGACCACCGAGUCUGCCGCCGCCGCAGCCGGCGACGACGCCGACGCACGGCGGACCGCCGACCCCGCAUGGCGGGGUCAGCGCGGCGCCCCAUUUGAACGGCGCUUCGCCGAGUCCCCAUCCGAUGCCGCCCCACGGAAUGAUGAGCGGUUCGCCUCACACGCCUCACCCGCACAUGGGGGGCGGUGGGCCCUCGCCCCAUCCCCAUCACCCGGGGCCCCACAUGGUCGGCUCGCCGCAUCACCCAGCGGCGCCCCAUCCGAUGGGCCCGGCCGGCAUGAUGGGGCCGGCCGGUAUGCAGCCCCAAGGCGCGCCCGGUAUGUGCGGUCCCGGACCCAGCGGUCCGAUGGGUCCGCACGCGCAUCCACAAGGACCAGGGGUACCUGGACAACCGCAUUUGCACAACGACCCAUUUUUCAACUGCCAGCCUUUUCCGUCGCACUACUACAACAGAUCGUUGCCUGUCCCCAGGAGGCAUACUCCAGCCUAUGGCUACACCCAACAACCGGACUUCAGGCUUCACGAGCUGAACAAGAGGUUAUCGCAGCGCACGGAGGAUAGUGACAACACCUGGUGGGAGUCCUUCGCGGGCGAAUUCUUCGAAGAAGACGCCACCCUCACCCUCCAUGUCUGUUUAGAAGAUGGACCGAAGAGAUAUUCGAUAGGAAGGACGUUAAUACCCAGGUACUUCCGUUCGAUAUUCGAUGGUGGAGUGACGGAACUUUACUAUACUUUGAGGAAUCAGAAGGAAUCGUUUCACAACACUAGCAUAACGCUGGACUGUGAUCAGUGCACAAUGGUAACGCAGUAUGGAAAGCCGAUGUACACUAAGGUGUUAACGGAGGGUAGGUUAAUAUUGGAGUUCACCUUCGACGAUCUCAUGAGGAUAAAGUCGUGGCAUAUGUCGGUGAGGACGCAUCGGGAGCUGGUACCGAGGAGCGUUGUCAGUAUGCAGCAGGAUCCGACGAUGCUUGAGCAGAUUAGCAAAAACAUCACCAGGCAGGGCAUGUCCAACUUCACUCUCAACUACCUUAGAUUAUGCGUGAUUUUGGAACCAAUGCAAGAACUGAUGUCGAGGCACAAGGCGUAUGCGUUAUCACCCCGCGAUUGUCUGAAGACUACCUUGUUCCAGAAAUGGCAGAGGAUAGUUGCCCCGCCGGGUAAGAGAGAGUCUCAGCGACCGGCCAGCAAAAGAAGAAAGCGGAAGGGCAGCACAUCCGGACCAGGCAACAAUGCACCUCCUGCGCCUAGCAAGAAACGAUCACCAGGGCCAAAUUUUUCUCUAGCAUCGCAGGAUGUGAUGGUCGUGGGUGAACCUUCUUUAAUGGGCGGUGAAUUUGGGGACGAGGACGAGCGGUUAAUUACAAGGUUGGAAAAUACGCAGUACGAUGGCACAAAUAAUCUAGAUCCUCAUAGUCAUGAUGCAUCCGGUGGACCACCGCCACAUCCUCAUCAGUUCCACUCGGAACCAACACCGGGUAAUUCCUGGCCGCCAGAUCGUGGUCCUGGUCCACCACAGGGAGGUCCUGGCAAUCAGGGAGUCCAAGGUGGUCAAGCGGGCGCGGCUGCAGGUGUACAGGGAACGCAGGACGCCAGUCAACAGCAGCAAGACAAGAAGAGCCCCGCGCGGGGCGAGAAUCCUAGCCUCCCCACUGCCGCCGCCUAUUUGGCCUCCGCGGCCGGCUCUAUGACUGGCAGGUUGUCGUCGCACGUCGGCAUGCUUCCGACGCUGGCCUGCCAGCCCGGCUUGCCAGCAGCAGCACCACCGGGCCAUCAUCAUCCGGAGCAGCAUCCGCAGUUGGGUCACGUGGCCGCCGCCGCCGCCGCCGCCGCCGCUGCCGCCGCCUCGAUGGGCAUGGAGUCCUCGGAACUGAUGGCGGUGGCUCAUUACCAGGCGCAACAGCUGCAACGGCAGUUGUUGGCCGAGCAGUCAGGUCCAGGUACCACGAUGCUGCCGCCUACGUCUGCUCAGCCUACUGGUGGAGGCUUGAUGCAGUCGCAGGGACUCCAAGGGCAGCAGCCGGGCCAACUUCAUCCAGGCCAGGACCCGUUACAGAGCUUAGUGCAGCAAUUACUCUGUCUACAACAGAUAGAGUAUUUCCUCGCGCAGCGCGGUCACAAAUGAUUACACUUUAAUAUCAUAACCAUAAUAGGGAUUAUUUCGUGCGGGAGAAUGAAAUGAUCGGACCAGAUAACAACGUUUGGGACUCGAUGCGAGCAGAAAACGUGUUUGUGCCGGUGCAAAAGUGUUCUGAUUCGCCGAUAGGUAAAUUUCGCGCUAAAUCAUUGUAUGACCCGCUGACGUUGAUAAUGCUGCGAUGCUGUCGAAAAUGAAGACGAGGAUGGAUAAUACAUGGCGGCAUCUGUUCGAGUUCGUAUGGUUUUUCUAAUUCUCGAACGGAGGGGAGGUAGCGCGGUGUCUACGAAUUCACCACGACGAUAUGCGGGAAGAUUGCGGACAAACUGAAUGACGGAAGCGGCAGAUAGGAAAGAAGAAGAACCAGCAGUUGUACCCGUUUAUUCGUGGAUCGCUCUAUCGCUACAGGGCACCGUGCGGACGGACGGCUAUCUCUGAAGUAGAGGAGAUCAAGUGUUUUUAGCGUGUGAUAAAAACUUUAUGUCAAAAAUUAUGUUAAUAAUGAAAAGUAGAACGAUGUGACUAAAGGGGAAGUAAAGAAUCACUUACGGAUGAAGAAGAUGAAGAAGUGAGAAAAAAGAAUGUUAAUGCCACGCGCGUCAGAGACGAUUGUCCGCUCUGGUGCGAUCUGUGAAUGAAUCUCUAUCCGUCAACAGUAUUGAUAUAAUUAAUAAAGUAAAUAAAUAUAUAUAAAAUAUUGUAAGAACUAUAUCGUAAGUACGUAUUUGUGCAAACGUCAGUGUGCAAGUUAGAUAGAAUGAGUGGUGUGAUAAUAGUUCGGGGUAUAUGAGAAAGAGAGAAAACGAAAAUGAAUGUAGAGGAUGUGAGUGAGUAAAUGGAAACAGAGAAAGAAUGAGGAAGAAAAAGCGAUAGAGUCACCUUCGACUCAAAAGAUUUUUAAGCGCGGGGACCGACCGAAUGUCAAUGCAUUGCCUCGUUGAUUGUCCCGAGGUCUCGUAGAAUUUUAUCCUUUAUUACUACUAUAUAUAAUAAUUAUUUGACGAACCACGAAAAGCGUAAGAAUAUUUUGCACUCUAAAUAUGUAAGAAAGACUUCGUUCCAAAGGUUCAACAUGGUAUAUAUAACAUAAAUGUAAAGCUUUCUCAAAAGCAAGACAAGACACGGAAUCAAUCCCCACGGUGCAGGAAAAAAAUUGUAAAAGCAUUUUUAACAUUCGUGUAAACAAGCCUCGUAUUUUAUGUUUAGAAUACAUUGCGGUACGACACGUAGCACAGCACGUACCCACGUCACACGAAUUAUAUAUGUGAAUUCUAACUUUAUAUAUCUACGUGAAUACUUUAUGUUCACUAAUCUAAUUGUGUUUUGAUCUUUUAAGAGAGAUUCUUUUCAACGGAAACAUUAGGAUUUUAUUCGAUACAUAAGUUAUGCGCGUGGUGAUUCGAUAUUUCAUGCAAUGUAUUGUCAGAUGAAAGCACAUAAAUGCACACACGCG